Aureococcus anophagefferens is the source of this 861-nucleotide messenger RNA. RefSeq lists its product as hypothetical. Gene Ontology annotation, molecular function: protein kinase activity; ATP binding. NCBI's taxonomy places the organism in Eukaryota, Pelagophyceae, Pelagomonadales, Pelagomonadaceae. The record is from RefSeq and is a predicted model, not a curated record. The transcript is spliced from 2 exons. The annotation marks the transcript as partial. Gene Ontology annotation, biological process: protein phosphorylation.
UUCGAGCGCGUCAAGCCCGUCGGCCGCGGCACCUUCGGCCCCAUCUACUGCGUCGCGCACAAGGCCACGGGCAAGCUCUUCGCCGUCAAGGCCAUGUCCAAGUACAUCGGCAAAGCGCUGCGCCGCGAGCACAACGUCGUCAUGGAGAAGGUCUGCCUCAAAUUGCUGACGGCGUCGCGGUUCUGCAUCACGCUGCACUUCGCGUUCCAGACGCCCGAGCACGCGUGCGUCGUCGUGCCCUACUACGCCGGCGGCACGCUCGAGAUGCUGCUGCGGCGCGCGCCGCGCGUCGGCGGGCGGCGGACCUUGGGCGAGGCGGGCGCGCGCUACCACGUCGCCCGCGUCGCGUUCGCGCUGCGCGACGUGCACCAGAAGGGGCUCAUCCACCGCGACGUCAAGCCGGCGAACGUGCUGCUGGACGGCCAGGGCCGGUCCUUCCUCGGCGACUUCGGCGUGGCGGCGGUCGCCGACGCGGGCCGCGCGGGCGAGCACGCGGGCGCCGCGCGGCCGCGGGGCCGGAACGGCACCGUGGGCUACAUGGCGCCGGAGGUCUGCGCGGGCGGCGCGCGGCAGACGCCCGCCGUCGACUUCUUUUCCCUGGGCUGCGUGCUCUACGAGCUGCUCUACGGCCGGUGCCCCUUCCGCGGCGCCGCGGCGAAGGAGUUCCGCGGCGGCGACGACCCGAAGGAGAACAUGAUGCUCGCGACGCGAUUCAUGGACCCGACCUUCGAAGCGAAGCCGCCGUUCGAACCGUCGGAGGUCGCGAGGGACCUCGUCCGCGGCUUGCUGGCCAAGGACCCGGCGCGGCGCCUCGGCUCCAUGGCCGGCGCCCUCGAGGUGCUGGCCCACGGCUGGUUCCAG